AGUAACGUCGGGCCGGGUCAGCGGGCGCUGCAGUAGUCGCCGCAGCGGCGAUGGGAGCGGUAGGGACGAGGAGGCGGCGGCGGCAGGAGGAGGAGGAGGAGCAGGGGCUGGCACGAGAGCAGCGGCCCGGGGCAAUCCGCAGCAAUACCCGCAGCCGCCGCCGCCGCCUUUAGACGCGGACGGCAUCCGAGGGGACCGCGGGCCGUCUAAGCCGCGCUCCGGUCCCGCCGCAGUGGGCGGCGGGGGAUGGGCAGGCGGUGGCGGGCCCGCCUGCUGAGCGGUGACUCCUGCCGGUGCGGACCCUGAGCUAGACCCUAGUCCUCCGUCAGAGAUCCUGCGUCCGCCGCGGCCCAGGAUUGCUUUGGCUGGGAUUAAGAUAUGAACCACUAUACCCAGCUGCAAAAGACAUUUUAACACCAUUUGCAGUAUCAGACAUGGAACCUAGACUAGAAUUGUAAAACCGGUAAGAUCAAGUGCCUAUUGAAAGAGACUCACUCUUGGCUAAGAAGAGAAGUGGGACAUAGGUUAAAUGGAAUCCACCCUUGGGAGCUAGAUGCUUGUGUAGCUGUUUUACCUCAUCAGGGUUUUGCAAUGAGUGGAGGAGGAGAGCAGCCAGAUAUUCUCAGUGUUGGAAUCCUGGUCAAAGAAAGAUGGAAAGUGUUAAGAAAGAUUGGGGGUGGGGGUUUUGGAGAAAUUUACGAUGCCUUGGACAUGCUCACCAGAGAGAAUGUGGCUCUGAAGGUGGAGUCAGCUCAGCAGCCAAAGCAGGUUCUGAAGAUGGAGGUUGCUGUGUUGAAGAAACUGCAAGGGAAAGACCAUGUUUGUAGAUUUAUUGGCUGUGGGAGAAAUGAUCGUUUCAACUACGUGGUCAUGCAAUUGCAGGGACGGAAUCUGGCAGAUCUUCGACGUAGCCAAUCCCGGGGCACAUUCACUAUUAGCACUACUCUUCGUCUUGGGAAACAGAUUCUGGAGUCUAUUGAAAGCAUACAUUCUGUGGGAUUCCUUCACAGAGACAUCAAACCGUCAAACUUCGCCAUGGGACGCUUCCCCAGUACCUGUAGGAAAUGUUUCAUGCUUGAUUUUGGCUUGGCUCGACAAUUUACUAAUUCCUGUGGUGACGUCAGACCACCUCGUGCUGUGGCAGGCUUUCGAGGGACAGUUCGUUAUGCAUCAAUCAAUGCUCAUCGGAACAGGGAAAUGGGAAGACAUGAUGACCUUUGGUCUUUAUUCUACAUGUUGGUGGAGUUUGUGGUUGGUCAACUGCCCUGGAGGAAAAUAAAGGACAAGGAGCAAGUAGGCUCCAUUAAGGAGAGAUAUGACCACAGGCUCAUGUUAAAACACCUCCCUCCAGAAUUCAGCACCUUUCUUGACCAUAUUUCCUCUUUGGAUUAUUUUACAAAGCCAGACUACCAGCUUCUAACAUCCGUGUUUGACAAUAGCAUCAAGACCUUUGGAGUAAUUGAGAGUGACCCGUUUGACUGGGAGAAGAGUGGAACUGACGGCUCCCUGACGACCACCACCACCUCUGCCACCCCUCAGCUGCACACCCGCCUGACCCCUGCUGCUAUUGGAAUUGCAAAUGCCACCCCCAUCCCAGGAGACUUGCUUCGAGAAAAUACAGAUGAAGUGUUUCCAGAUGAACAGCUUAGUGAUGGGGAGAAUGGAAUCCCUGUUGGUGUAUCACCAGAUAAAUUGCCUGGGUCUCUGGGGCACCCUCGCCCUCAGGAAAAGGAUGUCUGGGAAGAGAUGGAUAUCAACAAGAACAAGAUAAAACUCGGGAUUUGUAAAGCAGCUACUGAAGAAGAAAAUAGCCAUGGUCAAGUAAAUGGUAUACUCAAUGCUCCAAGCCUUGGUUCACCAAUUCGUGUCCGAUCAGAGAUUACUCAGCCAGACAGAGAGGUUCCAUUAGUAAGGAAGCUACGUUCUAUUCACAGCUUUGAGCUGGAAAAACGUUUGACACUUGAGCCAAAGCCAGAUACUGACAAGUUUCUGGAGACCUGCAUGGAGAAAAUGCAGAAAGAUUCCAGUGCAGGAAAAGAACCUGUUCUCCCUGCUCUGCCUCAUAAGCCUUGUGUCCCUGUUGUGUCCCGCACUGACCACAUCUGGCACUAUGAUGAAGAAUAUCUUCCUGACGCCUCCAAGCCUGCCUCUGCCAACACCCCGGAGCAGGCAGAUGGUGGUGGCAGCAAUGGAUUUAUAGCUGUUAACUUAAGCUCUUGCAAACAGGAGGUUGAUUCCAAAGAAUGGGUGAUUGUGGACAAGGAGCAAGACCUUCAAGACUUUAGGACAAAUGAGGUGUUAGGCCAUAAGACAACUGGAAGCCCUUCAGAUGAGGAGCCUGAAGUGCUUCAGGUCCUUGAGGGGUCACCUCAAGAUGAAAAGAUCCAAGUAGGUCCUUGGACUGACAACCAUCACUUAAAGAAGGAAAGCUCAGGUGUGGUUUUAGCACUUUCUGCUGAAUGCCCUGCUACUGCUGCUUCAGAACUGUACACAGAUAGGCUAGACCUCCAGGCUGGAGCUGCAAGUCAGUUCAUCACAGUGACUCCCACGAGUCCCAUGGAGGCACAGGCAGAAGGACCCCUGACUGCGAUUACAAUUCCUAGACCUUCUGUGGCAUCAACACAGUCAACUUCAGGAAGCUUUCACUAUGGUCCACAACCAGAGAAGAAAGAUCUUCAGCCCUUGGAGCCCACUGUAGAACUGUACUCUCCAAGGGAGAACUUCUCGGGCUUGGUUGUGACAGAGGGUGAACUAGCUAGCGGAGGAAGCAGAGUGGAUUUGGGACUUCAGAUAGAUCACACUGGUCAUGACAUGAUACCCAACAUGAGAGAUGGUGACACAUCUCAAGACUUGGGACCAAAAGACCCUCCUGACCAUAAUAGAUUAGCUGUGAAAGAAUUUGAACAUCUCCCUGGAGAAACAGAAGAGAAAAGCGUUCUUCUGGGCUCAGAGAAUGAAGAUGAGAAGUUAAAUGAAGGGCAGCACUGUAUUGAAAUCUCUCUCCCAGGAGAUUUAGUGACCGCAGAAAGGGAUCAGUCAGCUACCACAGAACCUCUGGAUGUGUCAAAGACACAGAACUUUAGUGUGAUACCAAAUCAGGACAAAACCCAUGAGAUAAUGAAGCUUUUGGCAGUUGGAACGUCAGAAAUUUCUCCACAAGCCAUUGACCCACAUCCUGAAGGGCAGAUAGGCCAGAUGGCAGCAAUGCAGAAAAAUAAGCUAUUUAAAGAUGAUGGUAUUCAGAGUGAAAGCUUGCCAGGGCAGCAGGGAGACCUCUCUGUUUAUUUGCACCAAGAGGGUAAGAGAGAGAAAGUUGUCCCUAGAAAUGGAGAGCUCUAUCAUUGUGUCUCAGAGAAUGAGCAUGGGCCUCCUACUCGGAAGGACAUGCUUCGGUCAUCCUUUGUGACCAGGCACAGCCGGAUCCCUGUUUUAGCACAAGAAAUAGAUUCAACUUUUGAAUCAUCCUCCGCAGUGUCUGCAAAAGAAAAGCUUCUACAGAAGAAAGCCUAUCAGCCAGAAAUAGUCAAACUUCUGGUAGAAAAAAGGCAGUUCAAGUCUUUCCUGGGGGAUCUCUCAAGUGCCUCUGAUAAGCUCAUAGAGGAGAAACUAGCCGCUGCUCCAGUUCCCUUGUCUGAGGAGGAAGUCUUCACUCCCUUUUCCAGACUGGCAGCAGACUCCCACCUGAGUAGAUCAGUUGAAGAUAGCUUUCUGUCACCCGUCAUCUCCCAGGCUAGAAAGAGCAAGAUCCCAAGGCCAGUAUCCUGGGUCAGCACAGAUCAAAUUAAUAGCUCCGCUUCACCUCAGUUCUUGCCUCGGCCGCCACCGGGAAAGCCACCAGUCAGGCCUGGAGUAGAAGCCAGGCUACGCAGAUAUAAAGUUCUAGGGAGUAGUAACUCUGACUCAGACCUUUUCUCUCGCCUGGCCCAAAUUCUUCAAAAUGGAUCUCAGAAAUCCCGGAGUACUACCCAAUGCAAGAGCCCAGGAUCUCCUCACAAUCCAAAAACACCACCCAAGAGUCCAGUUGUACCUCGAAGGAGUCCCAGUGCCUCUCCUCGAAGCUCAUCCUUGCCUCGAACAUCUAGUUCCUCACCAUCUAGGGCUGGACGGCCCCACCAUGACCAGAGGAGUUCUUCCCCACAUCUGGGGAGAAGCAAGUCACCCCCUAGCCACUCAGGAUCAUCGUCCUCCAGGAGGUCCUGCCAACAGGAGCAUUGCAAACCCAGCAAGAAUGGCCCAAAAGGAUCUGGCAGCCUCCACCACCACUCAACCAGCUCUAAAACUCCCCCAGGGAAGAGUAAGCCAGCCAGUAAACUCAGCAGAUAGGAAGUGAGCAGGCUGCAUCUCUGGGAAAGGUGUGAGAUCUUCCUCCUAGACCUGAUGCAUGUGUGUCCCUGUACUGUCUGUUUCAAACAAUCAGUGUUGAUCUUCUCUUACAAAAGAAAGUGACAUCAUCAGUUAUUUAUAACAAGAUAUAAGUAUAAUCAGCUAGGGCAGGCAGGAAGCACAUCAAAAGUCCAUGCCUCUGCAUAGGAAGCUUCAGUCCAGCAGUGUUGAAGGGAAAGAAACUCACUACCUGAGCUCUUGUUUAUAGCUGCCUUUGAAACAGAAAAUUGAGGAUAGGAAAUAGAAUGGGAUUUUAGAUGAUUUUGCCUAAUUUGUUAAUCUUCUACUCAAAAAGUAUAUAGCAAAAUUGAUAUUUUUAUUUAAAACUUCCUAACCUUGGAGAGUCAUUGCGCAGACAUUCAAAUAUAAGAAGCCUGUUGCCAGGAAACCAUUACCUGGGUAUAUUUGGUUUGUGUGUUUAUUUAGUGAAUCUACACCUUUCUUUCCACUCAUUCCUAGUAUCUUCCCUGGAUUUUACAUUUUUUUAAAGUUAAUGUUUUUACCUCUUACUUUAAUAAUAACCCCUAAUAACACUCUAAAAUCCAAUUACCUUUAUUUAGUCAAACCUUGCUAUUUUACCCUUGAGCAACAGUUCUUAUUCUUAACUCCUAUAUUUUUAUCUCAAAAAUUUAAGAAAUGUCUAGCUAGAGCUAUUUUGGGCAAGUGUGUCUGGAGAGGGACAGAGAGUGGGACAAUGGCUUUCAAAGGUACAAGCGCCUUUCCCCUGACUGCGCUUCCUCCUCGCAGGAGACUGUGGAGGAGACAGCUUCCCUGGGUUCUUUCUAGUGUCAGCCUUCAGGAUGAUAGAGGAAAGAAUAACACUUCGGAAUGUGGCUUAUACUUUUAGAGAUUUAGGAAAAAUAUGUUACUGAGGCUUACAAUCAGAUUUUGUAUUUUAUACAUUUAACCAAUAAGGAAUGAAUAUCUGGGAAAUAAAUUUAGACUAAAUAGUUUUCUUUCAAUGUUUUUAUUACCUGGUUCUUGUGUUGGUUAAUGCUUGGGCUUCUUAGCCUGAUUUCCACAUUUAUAAGACGUAAGUUUAAUUAGCUAGGGCAGGCAGGAAGCACAUCAAGAGUCCAUGCCUCUGCAUAGGAAGCGUCAGUCCAGCACAGUCCAAGGGGAAGAAACUCAGUCCUGAGCUCUUGUUUAUAGCUGCUUUUGACAUCUAAAUUUCAGUUUAUAAAGCUGUAAAGAUGAUCAUAUUUGUUCUAAUCUCACUCUCUUACUAGCAGAAAUCAGGCAAAUUAAAGAUACCAGACUUUUUAAGUGGACUAUUUGAUGCUCUGUGGGUGUAUAAAAAUCUUAUUGAGGUCAGGGAAAUUGAUCUGCCUGCUGUUGAAAUCUGCCUUCUAACAAACAUCUACUUUUUGACUUUGUAUUGCUGCCAAACCUAUAACCGUUGAAUUUCAGGAGUAGGGGUGGAAAAGGAAACGUGUUUCUUCACUAAGUGAGCAUGUUCCAGUGGUGCAUCCCAGCUGCCCUGGUGCUGCACUAACUUAGCUUGCUCUGUGUUGAGCAUUUUCAAACUUGGGACACUACACUGAGACAUAAGGUCUCCCAUGAGAAAUAUGGCAUAGUGUGGAAUCUUAAUUUCUUUCCAGGUUCAGGCACUUGAGAGCCGUGCAGUAGGGAAGGCACAUUUGUUGUUUAUCUAUUACAGCUGUAAUAAUGGAGUCUGAUCCUUAUGUAUUAUAUUGUAUAACAGUUGCUACAGUACUGCUUGCAUGUCUUUCAUGGUAAAUUAUAUAAAUAUUUAUAAAUAUAGAGACAUAUGCUUAUAUAAAUCCAUUUUUUCUCAUUCUGCAUUUGUAAUUUCAAGAUUAUAGAUGAUAAAAUUCCUUUUCUAUUGUGUGCCUCAUGUACACUUGGGCAUUGCCUGUCUUCAUUUUCUGAACACAUGUUCUUGGCAUGUGAUCCCUAAGAGUUGUCCUGCCUUCCAGGUGCACAGCGCAGCAGCUGGCAGUUGUUACCAAGCCAAGGUGUAAGGUACUUAAUUUUCACUUAAAAAGUAUUUUAAUAGGGGAAAAUUUUAACAAGAUAUGCUUGUAAUACAGGCUCAAAGAUUACUCAUGUUAGCCACAUAGUUCUGUCCAUAUAGUUAGAGUGGAUAGAUGGGCAUUAUAAUUAUGCAGCUGACAUCAACUGUUUUUUAAAACAUUUCCUGAAAGUUGCCUCUUCCAUGUCACCCUUUUGAAGGGAAGUGGGGAUGGGAUGUAGGGUAACUGAAUUAUUCCUUUCUGUUACAUUAGCUAGAUGCUAAAAGUAGCUGGCUUUCUCCCUGUCCUCUAGUCAAACCUGUGCUAAUAGUAACUGGGAGAGCUAACAGGGCCCAGCCUUUUUCCUUUGUGAAUCUCUCUGCUGGCAGUCAUGCUGAACAGGAUGCCUUCUGUCUGUCUUUCAGUGUGUUGCCUCCUUUUCUGCAGCCGUUCACAAACUCAUCAACAUCCAGAGACAAACGCCUCAUUAUUAUGUGAGAAUGUUUUAUUUUGUAUGUAGGGAAAGAGCCAACCAAAGAUGUAUCCGGAAGAAAAGGGAAUGGACUAAUUAUGUCGGAUGUAUCAGUAGUUUUAUUGAGUGCUGUCCUGAUACAGAGGUGAAAAAGUAGGACUGGGUGUGAUGGCACACACUUUGAUCCUAGCACUCUGGAGGAUGGGGCAAGUGGAUUUCUGAGUUUGAGGCCUA
Mus pahari (shrew mouse) is the source of this 7065-nucleotide messenger RNA. RefSeq names its product tau tubulin kinase 2 (gene Ttbk2). The transcript has 17 exons. The record is from RefSeq and is a predicted model, not a curated record. Lineage: Eukaryota; Metazoa; Chordata; Mammalia; Rodentia; Muridae. Gene Ontology annotation, molecular function: protein serine/threonine kinase activity; ATP binding. Gene Ontology annotation, cellular component: ciliary basal body; nucleus; cytoplasm. Gene Ontology annotation, biological process: peptidyl-serine phosphorylation; signal transduction; cilium assembly. The coding region runs from base 592 to 4323 and encodes 1243 amino acids.